AUGUGUGCCUUGGUAACAAAAAUCGACGAGCUUAAUGCAUUUAUAUUUGGCACUAAGCAUUUCCGCGAAGGAACACCAUCUCGAUGGGAAUUAAUAGCUGAAUUUGUGAAGAGUCAGACAAAUAAUCCGGGCGAAGAUAUACCAACUGUGUGUCUCGGUGAGCGAGAAAGCGUUACAAAAAAGUAUGUAGAUUUGAAGAAGAAAGAAGACUGCCGAAUGAUGAGCACAUUUUUAGCCAAAAAUUACCCAUUUUUGUUAUCGAACGAGUUUAAUGUUAGUCGGCUGAACGUCAGUGGAAGAACGGCAAACAAAACAGUUAUUCUCCUGCCCCCUGUGUUAAAUUGUUGUGGUAAGCGAACUAAAAUGGACAGCCGACCGUCAUUUCCUUUCGUAUACAGUGUGAAUGGGACGUAUGUAGGAGCGCUAUUCCAUGGUCAAUGCACUGGUUGCAAAACGACAUUUUAUCCGAGCUAUAAAACAAUGGACAACAAGCGUGUGUACUAUAAUCCAUGCAAUGAAAGCAUGCAAUAUUUUCAAGUAACGUCACAAACAGUGUUUGAUAAACAGUUAUUAGAAGAUAUUUCAAAUAACAUAUGGGUGAGUGGGUGUACAUUCCAAUCGCGUGCCAAAGUGUAUAACGCUAAUUUCGCGCAAAAGAAUAACCAGAGACUAACAGAUAUGAAAGAAUUUGCUAGAACGAAAGAUGCGGAGUGGUUGUUAAACGAAGAUCGCGUAAAUGAUGCCUGGUUUAUGUGGAUAGUCGUAAAUUAUUUCCAUGAGAAAGGCGAACUUGAGCGGACACACUUAGAUGUUAAGUAUGAUGAAAAAAGUAAACAUCUGAAUACGGAAGAACUGUGUGAGUUGGUAUGGAAAGAUAUAUGCUGUUCUCGGAAAAAGUGGGUAAGGCACAAAUGUAAAACUAAAGGAUGCGCAGAAGGUUAUGUUACAGUGGAUGGAAACGAGUACCUCAAACGUGCAAAAUGUGCUCUGCCAAAGGAAAAAGUGAGAUUACGUCGUGAUCUUCCUGAAGUAUUUAGAUGUUGUACGAACAGUCCAAUAUGCGGCGGCAAGAGCGAAGCUCCUUCAAAGUUCUGUAGAGUCCAUGCGACGCAUGAGUCGGAGGAAGUUUGCGAUCAGGUGGAUAUGCCUAUAGAAUUUAAUUCGGCUGCUGAACGAGACUCGUGUGUUGUUGAAGAAAACGAUGAGAGAGACGAAGGAUGCAAGAAAAAGGAGAAUAUAUCGCUGUUUUUCGAAACAACAGCCGGCAUGCUUGCCCUUAUACGCCCAUGUGGUAUUGUGGUAAAUAUGACGGAGAUGUUUACUUGUGAAUCACUAACACAAGUAUUCCUUUUCCUACUAAGAACCUUUUGUGAUAAUACCGAGGAUUUUGAAAGAUUAAAGUUUGUUGGUUACGACCGCGCUUGUGGGCUAGUCCCUUUCUUGAAGAACCAACGUCGAAAUGGCAGUGCUGGGGCAAAGAUAUUAUUGGAAAAUGUGAAAUUCUAG
Paramuricea clavata is the source of this 1506-nucleotide messenger RNA. The record is from the annotation of a GenBank genome assembly. Lineage: Eukaryota; Metazoa; Cnidaria; Anthozoa; Malacalcyonacea; Plexauridae.